AUGGCCGACGAAACAGCUGCUGCAGAGGCUCCGAUCACGUUCACGGUCAAAUCAUCCACAGAUGCCAAAUUUACCUUGACCCUCCCUCUCACUACUCUGGUCUCAGAUCUCAAGCAGAAGCUUGCCAGCUCUGAAUAUGCCGAUACCCCCGCAGAGCGUCAGCGAUUGAUCUACUCGGGUAGAGUCCUGAAGGACACCGAGACCCUCGAUACCUACAAGAUUAAAGAUGGCCAUACCAUUCAUUUGGUCAAGAGUGCUGCAAGCAACCAAACGCGCCAGAACACAGCUGCUCAGCCAAGCCCGGCCGGGGCUACCUCGGGAACAACCCCAACUCCAGCAGCAGCCGGUGUGCCGACCAAUCUCGCUGCUGGAACUGGCAACAACCCUCUCGCUGGCCUCACUGGUGCUAGAUAUGCCGGAUUUGCUCAGCUCCCUGGUGCUGGACUCUUUGGUCCUGAUGGUGGGAUGGGUCCUCCCCCUGAUCCCGACUCUAUGCUCACCAUGCUUGAGAACCCCCAGUUCCAAUCCAGCAUCAACGAAGCUCUUCAAAACCCCGCCAUGAUUGAUAUGAUGAUUCAGCAGAACCCCAUGCUGCGUGAUAUGGGACCCGGGGUGCGCCAGAUGAUGGAGAGCCCAGAAUUCCGUCGCAUGUUGACCGAUCCAAGCUCUAUCCGCCAGAUGAUGCAAAUGCAACGUGCCAUGGGAAUGGGUGGCGGACUUGGCGGUGCCGGUGGUGAAAGCGCAUUCCCCGCCCCUGGGGUCACUAACACUACUGCUGAGGAAAACCAAGGCACCCAACAACAGAAUACACCGACCAACCCAUUUGGAAUGCCUGCAAAUCCAUUUGGGGGGGCCGGGGCUAACCCGUUCGGUGCCCUUUUCGGCGGGGCCAACCCAUUCGGCGGCCCCGCCCAGCCCACUGGCACCCCUGGUGCAACUCAGCCCGAGACACAAGGAGCCGAAUCUACUGAUCGCUCUGCUUCUGCUGAGGGGCAGACUCCUCAAGCUCCUGCCAACCCUUUCGCUUCGCUAUUCAACCCGGCUGCAUUCGGCGCUGCUGGACAAGCGGGUCAGGGUGGCGCCAACCCGUUCAAUCCUCAAAACAACCCCUUCCUCCGUGAUCCAGCGCUAUUAUCUCAAAUGAUGCAGGGUAUGGGUGGACAAGGCGGAGAAGGCGGUGCUGCUGGUGCAAACCCUCUAGCGGCUCUACUCGGCGGCGGUGGUGGCUUUGGUGGUCUUGGGGGUGGUUUUGGGGCUCCACAGCCUCCUGACACUCGCCCUCCAGAGGAGCGGUUCGCGGACCAACUUCGCCAAUUGAACGAUAUGGGAUUUUAUGAGUUCGAGCGCAAUAUUGAAGCACUGAGACGGUCGGGCGGCAGUGUUCAGGGAGCCGUUGAGUAUCUCCUCAGCGGCCCUUGA
Penicillium brevicompactum is the source of this 1419-nucleotide messenger RNA. RefSeq names its product ubiquitin domain-containing protein DSK2. The transcript is spliced from 2 exons. NCBI's taxonomy places the organism in Eukaryota, Fungi, Ascomycota, Eurotiomycetes, Eurotiales, Aspergillaceae. Gene Ontology annotation, biological process: ubiquitin-dependent protein catabolic process. The record is from RefSeq and is a predicted model, not a curated record. The coding region runs from base 1 to 1419 and encodes 472 amino acids. Gene Ontology annotation, molecular function: polyubiquitin modification-dependent protein binding. Gene Ontology annotation, cellular component: cytosol.